Meira miltonrushii is the source of this 2243-nucleotide messenger RNA. RefSeq lists its product as uncharacterized. The record is from RefSeq and is a predicted model, not a curated record. The transcript is spliced from 2 exons. Lineage: Eukaryota; Fungi; Basidiomycota; Exobasidiomycetes; Exobasidiales; Brachybasidiaceae. Bases 360 to 2084 code for a protein of 574 amino acids. Gene Ontology annotation, biological process: positive regulation of catalytic activity. Gene Ontology annotation, cellular component: cell periphery; fungal-type vacuole.
GCCUCACACACGCGUGGCUUGCUUUUGCGAAUCGCGAAAAGGAGAGACACUCUUCUUGUUAUUCGCCGGUUUAUGAUGAUUGUUAGUUCGCCUUGGCAUUGUUUGGGCGUAUGCGUGCGCACAAGAACGGGGAAAACUAUACUCCACUCAAAAUGCAAUCAAAUCUGUCAUUCUAUCUUUUCAAUCAAUCACACCCACCAUCAUAUAACCUAGAUCUUCGGGCUGAAGCAAAAGGGCACUCGCGGCAUAGAAUUCACGACGCCGCUUUUUACACCCUAGCGAAAAGCCGCCGCAAACACAGCUUUCACUCUGGCGCCUCUCUCAUCCUCGCUUUCACAUCCUCAACCUGAUUGCUCAAAAUGACAGCCCAAUCCAAUGAAAUAGAUCAACAUUCUUCCGAAGGUGAAAGUGGUGCUACUUCUUCUUCACUUACGGCACAAGAUGAAAAUGUAGGCGUUUCAGGAGGAGUAAAUACAACAAUGGAAAAAGAGGAAAGGGGCUUAAAAAACUCAAACGAUACUCAAAAUGAAGCCAGAUCUUCGCUUACCUCUCUUUUACAUCAUGAAUCAGACAAGCAUACUGAACACGAAAAGCAGCCAUCGAAUCAGUCCAACAUGUCGCGAACGAUAAAUACUGUACCGGUUUGGGCUCGACAACAACAGAAAGAAAAGAAUGCUAUACACUUUCGAAAAGAAGGUGAAUCAUCUCAAUCAUCACCAAAGAUCAAUUCGAUCGGCGGAUCUCCUCUUAAAAAACCAGCACCGCUUCAUUUGAACACUUCCAACCAAACCAGGACAGCCUUGGCAACGCAAGAAGCAAGCAAUCGUCAACGUUCCAGUAUAAAUCCAAACCCCGAUCAGAUAUCUGAUAAUCGCUUUUCAAUUGAUACUUCUUCAAUCAUAACUGUAGACGAUGACAAUCCUGGCGCAAGUCGAUUUGCGUCACUCUCGUAUCGACAUGUAGGCCCCAAAACGCGGGUGAAAAUACCAUUUAAUAAGGAAGAGGCGGGAAAUGAUGAUACAGAAAAGAGUUCAUCCAAAAGAAGCACAUCAAAGCAAACUCCUGUCAGUGGAGGCUUCAGUAGUGCGAUUACAGGAAUUUUGGCAGGCCUUACCUCAAGUGAAGCACAACGCUCGAAUGAUUCCACACAAGAUACAGAUGCACAAAAUAGAUCGCAAUCAUACAAUUAUGAUGAAGAAGAGAAACACAUGUCGGGCGUCCAUGAAGGUACACGUGGAGGAUGGUCUCAUGACGAAACUCAUGAUGAAACGCAUGCACAGGAAAAUCGGGCAAAGAUGCUGAACGACGAUAGUUUCACACGUCAUCAACCCGUCACACCAGGCUGGGCAUCACCUUGGAGACCGGAGUCAAGAGGUGAACAUUCGAUUAGGAUUGGUAAAUAUCGUUUCAAUAAUCAUGGAGAAGGUGGGUACUUUCCCAAAACUGACACUGGGGCUACGAACAGUUCGCGUAAACGAAGAAGAAGACGGCAUGCAAGUAGUGGUGCAGUGGAUCUGUUCGAUGUGGAAUGGUGGAGAAGGUUCUUGCUGCAUAAUCCAUUCGUUCCGCUCUUGUUUCGAUUGGUCAAUAUCGCUUUCACUUCAAGCACACUUGCCGUUGCUGCCAAAUUGUAUAUCAUCUUGAAGAGAGAAGGGGCAGAAGAUUCCGUUGGAUCAAGUCCAAUCGUUGCAAUCAUCUUUGCACCGCUCACACUUGUGCAUGUUGGUGUGCAAAUUUACGUGGAAUAUUUCAGCAAACCGAUUGGGCUAUGGAGAGUAGGAAGUAAGCUGUUUUACACAUUGACAGAACUAAUUUUCGUUUGUUUAUGGUCAGCAGCGCUUUCACUAUCAUUUGAUAAUUAUUUUACCUCAACAUUGGUUUGUUCAACGCUCAAUUCACCUUAUAGCGGAGGACAUGAUCGACCUGUAUUUGGUCAACAAGUUCUCAAUAAUCCUAGUAGGAAGCCAUACAUUUGUCGAUUACAAGGUGCUUUGAUCGGGUUGGUAUUCACCAGCUUGUUGGCGUAUGUGGUUGUGUUUUCCGUUUCACUCUUUCGCAUCUUUGUUCGUGUGUCCAAGAGAUGAUUUUCUCAUUAUUUCUGUACUUUUAUCUUACAUUGCAAACUUUUUGACAAUCUCUGUACGUAGACUCAUUCCAUCUCAUUCACUCUCUUGCAAUUCAUGGACAUUCCUUUUGCUAGAUUACAAACUGUAACGGAAAUAAAUGGACUUUUCACGAUUUUC